Cylicocyclus nassatus is the source of this 555-nucleotide messenger RNA. The record is from the annotation of a GenBank genome assembly. Lineage: Eukaryota; Metazoa; Nematoda; Chromadorea; Rhabditida; Strongylidae.
GCUUUCUUUGCCUUGAUUCUUUUUCAAAUACUUUGGAUUACAUAAAUUAUGCUUGAGUAUAUUCGUGUGCAGUUUUCCGAGGUUGUCCAUUCGCUUUAUGUCACUCUGAUUAUGCGUGAACACUUUUCAAAUGAAAUUGAUAAGGGAACCAAGAAAAGCAGGGGCUGUCCUUAUGCGCCGAAUCUUGCCUGCAAAGAUUCUCAAGCCAGACGUACACUUCUACUUUGGAGUUUAAAAGAGAUGCACUACAAGAAUUUGGAUUAUUCGUGCCAUAUGGAGAUAAUUGCAGAAAAGGUACUGAGCGGUAGUUGCUUUAAAUUUAACAAAACAUUUUCAUACCUGCGUGUAAGCAAGAAAUUAGGGUACUCUGAAAAAGUCAUGACAAAAGUAGAUGAAGGUAUAGCAAAGCUCAGACAUAGGAGUAAAUGCGGCGCUUGCACUGCUUCUUAUGGAUGUACCACGGAUGGCAAAAAAGUUGCUUGUGCCAUAUUUCUUCACGGACUAUUGAACACCAAAUACAAUGGAGGAACGAAAAGAAAGAAGAAGCAAAUGUAG